AUGCAUCUAGCGAUCAGACCAGCGGGGAAGACGGCGGUGCACGGCCGGUCAGCCAGCCUGCCGCGUGAGCAUUCUCAUCCCAUCCUGACACACCUCGACGACUGCGUCCGGGCUCUCAGGUCAUGGUCAGCCGGAGCCGCUGGUCAGGCCUCCGGCAUCACCAUCAUCGACGCUGUCCUGGAAGCACUCGGUGACCUCCUGGUACUGCCGCAAGCUGUGGCGGCCCUCCAGGAGGCAGCUUUCUUUGACGAAAUCCUCGACAGGUUCCUGGUGCUCGCUGACGCCUACGGCACAUUCCAGUCGGCGCUAAUCACGCUCAAGCAGAGCGUGGCGGAGCUGCAGAUCGGUACUAGGCGUGGUGACAGCAUGAUGGUCGCUACGUUGUUCCAUGCACACAGGCGGGCAGAGAAGGAGCUGUGUCGUCUUGCCGCCGCAACGCGACACGCCACCAGAUGCACUCUUGCGGUGUCGAGGACUCUGGAUGCAACGGAUAAUGAGGUGAUUGGCAUUCUAGCAGAGGUGGCUGCGGUCACUACUGAAGCGUCGGAGGCUAUCUUCUUGGAGUCUGCAGCAAUGUCACCGGAACUCGUCCCUGCAAUUGUCCAGACUUCAAACAAGUGGCUGGCCAGCCUGAGCGUCAGACCAGCCGCAAAUAAGGCAGCGCCAGAGAAAGCGAUGGUGACAUUGGAGCGGUUGCAGAAGUUAGAGGAAUGCAUCAAUGGGCUGGAGAUCAGAAGCGAGAAGGUUUUCAGGAGACUGCUGCAGUCUAGAGUUUCACUUCUAAACAUCCACACUCCCUUCUAA
Molecule: messenger RNA, 804 nt
Organism: Lolium rigidum
Lineage: Eukaryota; Viridiplantae; Streptophyta; Magnoliopsida; Poales; Poaceae
Exons: 1
Coding region: 1-804 (267 amino acids)
Biological process (GO): root development; shoot system development
Source: RefSeq, a predicted model, not a curated record